Messenger RNA from Uloborus diversus, 1348 nucleotides. Its product is annotated as hematopoietically-expressed homeobox protein hhex-like. The record is from RefSeq and is a predicted model, not a curated record. The transcript is spliced from 5 exons. Lineage: Eukaryota; Metazoa; Arthropoda; Arachnida; Araneae; Uloboridae. Gene Ontology annotation, biological process: regulation of transcription by RNA polymerase II; cell differentiation. The coding region runs from base 253 to 1266 and encodes 337 amino acids. Gene Ontology annotation, molecular function: RNA polymerase II cis-regulatory region sequence-specific DNA binding; DNA-binding transcription factor activity, RNA polymerase II-specific.
AAAGGAUGUAUCAUUUCUUGCUCAGCGGUUUAGGCAUCUUGACUGACAGCUGAAAAAUCAUCUGUUGCGAAAUUAGCUAGGUAAACCAGGAAGAGAUCAAAGUGAAUCCUGAAAGAUUUCUUGGUGCUGUGUUCAACAGUUGUGUUGUAAUCUGUUACAUUGCUUUAUUUAUGAAGACAUGAAAUUGACUUUCUUCAUACAAAAAUAUCUUCUGCAACAGUUUGGUUUGAAUAACAUUUAUUCACUUACAAUAUGUACAUGAUGCCCCCAGGACCAUAUCACGACAUUUUUGAGUCGGAUAAUAGAAAUUGUAGUAUAGAAAAUGCAAGGUUCUUGCCAAUUAUGUCUGAGGAAAACAAUAGUGCUAAAAUCAAGUCUUUUGCUGACAUGGCUUGUGGAUGCCUUCCCCCAAGUUCGGACAGACAAGAACCGAAAAAAGGAUCAUCUUUUAUGAUCGAUAAUAUAUUGGGAAACAACCAAGAAACCCAACGUUCUUCAAAUAUUUCUAUAAGUCCUCAUAAGGUAAAAGAGCGUGGACUAAUUUCAUCUGUUCCAGAAUCACAAGAAAAUUGUCACCGUCACUCGGACUCCGUAAUUCAAAUGCCUCAUCGAAAACCAAUAAAGCCUACGCCUUUGUGGUUGGGCUCUUCACUUUGCACCGGAAACUCAAGAAUUGGAUAUUUUUCACCAAUUGUUUCGACUCCCAUGCUGUAUCAGAAUUCCAAUCAGAAUAUAUUUUCAUUUCCCACCUGUUUGAAUGACGAGAGGGAGGACAUUCUUGGUGUAAAUGAACACUAUUUUCGUGCUGCUAUGAUUCGCUCCAGAACUCUUCACGAUCCAUCUAGUCAUAUGCCGAAUCCAACAAGUGUCAUCCCAUCUUCUAUUGUAGCUUUAGCGGGUCCAAAUCUUGAAUGCCCUGGAAACCGAACGGUGAUAUGGAAGCAUGUGAUGCAUCGGCAUACUCCUAAGAGAAAAGGCGGCCAGAUCCGAUUUACUUGUGAUCAAACAAGAAAAUUGGAAAGGAUGUUCUCGACGCAAAAGUAUUUAUCACCGACAGAAAGGAAGCGUCUGUCUUCAGCUUUAAAACUAACUGAACGCCAGGUGAAAACUUGGUUCCAAAACCGGAGAGCAAAAUGGAGAAGAAUGAAACAAGAAUAUUCCAACCAUAUGUCGAACUUGAAUCCGGAAGAAGGUCUUGCCAAUCAGCAGCUUUUAAAUGGGGAAAUUAAAUGUCCUGGACAAGAUAGUUCUUCUCCUAGUCCUUGAGUCAGGAGAUUAUAUUCUGCGUUUGAAAUGUCGUUAGUUGUUGUGAAAAAUUUAGUGGUAGAGACAUGCAAAAAUUCAUCGA